GCCAGCUCGCAUAUUAAGCGGUAAAAUAUGUCAACCUAAAAUUUGUUGCAUUAAUAAAAAUAUUUCUAGAAAAACUACCUGGCAUAAUGACUGCAUUGGGAGCUGCUCUUCUAUUUUUCGGCGCUAUUUUUUCGAUGGAGAAUUUACUGGUUCAUUGCAAUAGUUGGAUUGAUUUAGCAAAUACUGAAGUUUUACCAACCCAGAAACAAUGUGGCAAAGUCGGCAUAUCUAAUCGCAUUAUGGGCGGCGGCGAGACCAAUAUUGAUGAAUUUCCCUGGACCGCAUUACUGUUAUAUAAAAACAAGAGCUCCGGCGAGUUGGGUUCACUUUGCAUGGGUUCACUAAUUAACCAAUAUUACGUGAUCACCGCAGCGCAAUGCGUAAGUGAAAAUAAGAUUAAAGAUGAUAUAACUUUGGAAGGGGUACGUUUGGGCGAAUGGAACAUUGUAACGAAAAACGAUUGUGAAUAUUCGCAAAGUGGCAGAGCAUUUUGUGCGCCACCACCUGAGGAAAGAGGCAUCGUUAAUAUAAUAAUACAUCCGAAAUUCAACCCAGAGAAGAUGACUAAUGACUUAGCCUUGUUACGUAUGUCCAAAAAAGCCGAAUAUACAGAGUUCGUAAGACCCAUAUGUCUCCCAUUGCAAAAGGGUCAACAGUAUUUGGGCUAUGCGAAUACCACAGCGGAAAUCACCGGUUGGGGUGAAAAUAAAUCAGCACCGCGUAGUCGAACCAAAACAAAGGCAAGGGUAAAAAUUCAAAACCUCAUCGAUUGCGUGAAUGCUAUUAGUCGCAGUGGCGGCUAUGGUUACAUCUAUUCAUCUUUUCUGCAAACUUGUGCUAUGGGUGACGGUAAAGCGGCCUGCAAACUUGAUACCGGUGCUCCGCUUAUGAUUCAAGAUACGAAAAAUAAAAUUACCACCUAUUAUUUGAUCGGUGUAUUCUCAAGCGUGGAAGACACAUGCGAGUUAAGGAAUUCCCCAAAUAUAUAUACACGAGUUCAUCCACAAAUCGAUUGGAUUAAAAAUGUCGUUAAUUCGUAGUUUCAAUGUUAACAAAUAUAUAUAUACUUAUAUCAAUAUAGAAACUCCUG
Messenger RNA from Bactrocera oleae (olive fruit fly), 1090 nucleotides. The record is from RefSeq and is a predicted model, not a curated record. Lineage: Eukaryota; Metazoa; Arthropoda; Insecta; Diptera; Tephritidae.